Molecule: messenger RNA, 1932 nt
Organism: Lotus japonicus
Lineage: Eukaryota; Viridiplantae; Streptophyta; Magnoliopsida; Fabales; Fabaceae
Product: protein IQ-DOMAIN 2
Exons: 6
Coding region: 185-1591 (468 amino acids)
Molecular function (GO): protein binding
Source: RefSeq, a predicted model, not a curated record
UUAAUUCAAACUCUCUCCUCUUGUCAUUUGUCAAGAUCUGAUUUUCCCUCUUCAUACCGAAGAAAAUGGUGUAGUGAUCUCCAAGUUUCACUCUUUUUGUUCAGAUUGAAACUGGGUCGGUCGUAGAUUCUUGAGAUCUGUCACUUUGUUUCGGUUCAGGAUCAAAUUAAGGAAUGCCAAGAAAAUGGGGCGGAAGGGAAAUUGGUUUUCUACAGUGAAGAAAGCACUCAGCCCUGACUCAAAGGGGAAAAAAGAUCAGAAAUCAAGUCCAUCAAAGAAGAAAUGGUUCGGGAAGCAAAAAUUGCUGACUUUAGACUCACACUCAGGAACUGAUAAAGCACCACCUCUGCCUCCACCAGAAGAGAAUAAAUUAAAUGAUAUUGAAAAUGCAAACAGUCACCAUCAUGUUGCUGAAGUUGUAACUUCCGCGGCUCCUGAGGAACCUGCUCCUUCUGCUCAGGCAGCAGUUGUUAGGAUUGGAGCUGGUACAAAUGCUCAGUUUGCCGGUAAGCCAAAGGAUGAAGUGGCUGCAAUCAAGAUUCAAACAGCUUUUCGGGGACACUUGGCAAGAAGAGCAUUGAGAGCUUUAAGAGGGUUGGUCAGGUUGAAAACGUUGAUGGAAGGGCCCGUUGUAAAACGCCAAGCCAUAAGUACUCUCCGCUCUAUGCAGACGUUAGCUCGCGUGCAAUCUCAAAUUCGUUCUAGGAGGGUCAGAAUGUUAGAGGAGAAUCAGGCUCUGCAGAGACAAAUCUUACAAAAGCAUGCAAGAGAGCUUGAGAGCAUGCGGAUUGGAGAGGAAUGGGAUGAUAGCCUGCAGUCAAAAGAGCAAAUCGAAGCCAAAUUGCUACACAAGUAUGAGGCUGCUACGAGAAGAGAAAGAGCAAUGGCUUAUGCAUUCACUCAUCAGCAAAAUUGGAAGAACUCAUCUAGAUCUACAAACCCAAUGUUCAUGGAUCCAACCAAUCCUACCUGGGGAUGGAGCUGGUUGGAAAGAUGGAUGGCAGCCCGGUCCUACGAGAGUCGUAACCUUAUGGAUAAAGAGCUGAAUGAUCAUUCAUCUGUAAGAAGUUCUAGCCGCAGCAUUACUGGUGGAGAAAUCAACAGAUCAUUUGCUCGUUUCCAGCUCAAUUCUGAAAUCCAUUCUCCAGCAGCCAGCCAAAAUGCAGGCUCACCUAGCUUUCAGCCCAACUCAACUCCUUCCAGGACAGCUUCUGCUAAGAAACCGAAGAAGGUAACCCCAAAGGGCAACUGGGUUAUGGAUGACGACUCCAAAAGUAUGGCCAGUGUACAGUCAGACCGGUUCCGGAGGCACUCCAUUGCUGGGUCAUCAGUGAGAGAUGAUGAGAGCCUUGCUAGCUCUCCAUCAGUUCCAAGUUAUAUGGUGCCGACUCAAUCUGCAAAAGCUAAGUCCAGGACACAGAGUCCAUUAGCCCCAGAAAAUGGGAAAGCCGAAAAAGGGUCCUUUGGAACUGCAAAGAAGCGUCUUUCUUUCCCAGCUUCGCCUGCCAGACCAAGGCGUCAUUCAGGUCCACCAAAGGUAGAAAGCAGCUUGAAUGCUGAGUUUCCUGUGAACAAUGGUGUGGCCAGUUGAUUAUAUAACCAGAGUAAGAGGAUUGAAAGCAUUAAAGUAGGAUUGAAAAUAUCACUAAAAACACAAAACAUAAGUUUAUUUGAAUUGAGUGUUCUAUUUAUUUCUUUAUCCUAUUUUUUGUGUGUAUCCUAAUGUUUCACGGAGGCUCUUGAUUUGGGGGUGAAAAAUGUUUUGCUUACUAUGUUUAUCUAUUUGCAUCUUCAUUUACCUUCUCACCAUUUGCCCAGAGGGGAAGAAAUUUGGUUCAUGGUGGUGUCAUAUGACAGAAGAACAAGUCAGCUGAAAUUCAGAGUACUUGAUUCUAAAUUACGAUAUAAAUGUAAAUUGAUUUCAUUGUCUCA